This is a messenger RNA of Naegleria gruberi, 2601 nucleotides long. RefSeq lists its product as uncharacterized. Gene Ontology annotation, molecular function: chromatin binding. Lineage: Eukaryota; Heterolobosea; Eutetramitea; Acrasida; Naegleriidae. The coding region runs from base 1 to 2601 and encodes 866 amino acids. The transcript is spliced from 3 exons. Gene Ontology annotation, biological process: DNA replication initiation. Gene Ontology annotation, cellular component: nucleolus. The record is from RefSeq and is a predicted model, not a curated record.
AUGAGAAAACACGGAGGCAACAAUAAGAAGCCUUCAAACAACAACAAUAAGAAGGGAGGAAAUAACCCUGCUGGUAAUCAAAAAGGUGGAGCCGGAAAGAAGUUUGGUGGCGCUGGAAAGAAGGCACCAAACCAACAAAAAAGAAAGGCAGAAGAAAUUGUCAAGGAUGAUGAUGUUCACUUGAGUGAUUUGGAUGAAGCCGAUUUUGAAUUUGCUGAAAGAAUGAGUAGUCUUGCUGAUUUGAAAGAGUCCGACUUUGAUAAGAAGAAAAAGAAGAAACAAAAAUUCAACAAACCAGAUCCUUCGGAAAUGAUUUCUGAUGAUGAAAAGGAACCAACAGUAUCCGAAGAUGAGGAUGAUUUGAAAGUAAAACAAUUAGAAGAAACCUACUCUAAAGGAAGACUCUCAAAGAUUAUGGAAAAGACUGAAAAAGUUUUGGAAGAAAAUGAAAAGGAAGAAUCACAAAAGAAGGUCAAAUUAAAGCUUCCAAUUAAGGGUGAGGAUGGUACCAUUAAAAAACAACUUCAAGUUAUCCAAGAAAAGGAGGAAAAGAAGAAAGUUUUGACAAAGCAAGCAAAGAAGGAUAAAAAGGAACAACAAAAGAGAAAUGAGGAACAAGAAGAGGAUGAUAUGGAGGAUGAAAUUGAUGAAGAGGAAGUGUUUGAUUCACUGAAUACUAAAAUUGAGGAGGAAACAGACGAAACCAAAAAGGAAAGAGAAGCCAAAAAGCAAGAAAAGAUUAGACUUCAACAAAUUUUGGAAGAUCCUAUUUUGAGAGAAAACAGAAGACAAAAAUUAAGAACUGAAAUUGGUGCAUUGGCUUCCUCCAUUUUAGAAUUGCCAGAUGUUAAUUUAAUCAAAAUUUCUAGAAUUUAUGACUUGUGUAUGGAUGGAGAUGUUUUUGUGAAAAAGAUUGCAGUUCUCUCCAUGUGUGCUCUUUUCAAGGAUUUACUUCCUGAUUACAAGAUUAACUUGGAAGUUGCUGCUGAAGGUACUCGUUUCUCAAAGGAAGUUAAGACAAGAAGAAACUUUGAAAGUAAUAUUUUGAAACACUAUCAAAAAUAUGUACUCUAUGUAGAGAAACAUGCCAAGACUCCUUCCUCUAAAAUUCAAUUGAUUUGUGCCAAGAGUUUGUGUGAACUUUUGGUUAAUAGACCAUACUUUAACUUUACCAAUGAUAUUAUUAGAAUUAUUGUUCCACAAUUGAACUCUAAGGUUGACAAAGUGAGAGAACUUGUUGCUCAAAGCAUUUCUGAACUCUUUGCCAACGAUCCAACUAAGGGUGCAACCAGUUUAGAUAUUGUUGAGGAAAUUGCUGCCGUAAUUGUAAGGAAAAAGUAUGAAGUUUCUCCAACCAUGUUCGAUGUUUUCUUGUCCCUCAAGUUAAAGACCAUUUUGAAAGACAAGGUUUUACCUGAAAAUAUUGUGAAUAGAAAGAAGAAUAAGAGAAAUAAGAAGAAGGCUAAGGAUCUUUCAGAUGGUGAAGAAUUGAGAAGAGAUUUGAAGGAAGCUGAAGGUGCAUCAAACUCUGAACAAAAGAAGAAUCAAACUGAUAUUUUGAGAAAUAUCAUUGUUUGUUAUGUCAGAGUUCUCAAACAACAACCUGAAUCACCAAUCGUUUUCAGUGCUUUGGCAGGUUUGGCCAAGUUCUCCCACUUGAUGAAUGUUGAUAUAUUGUACUCUCUCUUGGAUUAUAUGAAGGCCUUGUUGGAAUCUGCUGAUAAUAUCAAUGAAUUGGUUGCCUCACAUUUAGAUGAAAAUGAAUCAAAGGCUUUCAAACCAAUUGAAUUACCAAUCAGAACUGUUUUACAAACCCUCAUCACUACUGCCAGACUUUUGACAGGUAUUGGUAGUGCCAUCGAUAUUGAUCCAAAGGAAUUCUAUACUCAACUCUACAAUGCCAUUGAUAGAGUUAUUUCAUUACCAUAUGAAGAAACCAACCUUAGAUUGCUUUUGGACGCUCUUGUGUUGCUCUUAUUGAAGCCAGCCAAAUUGCCAAUUACCAGAGUUGCUGCCUUUAUCAAAAAGUUAUGUUGCUACUGUUUCACCACAUCCAUCCAUAUUACAUUGGCCUUCUUGGAAAUUAUUAAGGAACUCUUCAUAAAAUAUCCAAAUGCCAAGCAAAUGCUCAGUGGAGAAGAAAGUGGUAUUGGUAACUAUUCAUUCGAUGAAACUGUUCCAGACAGCACAACUCCAUUCUCUAGUCCAUUGUUCGAAUUGGGUCAAAUUCAAACUCACUACCACCCACAACUCAAAUACAGUUUAGAUGGUAUCAGAAGUGUUUUGGGUCUCGUAACCAAAUUCCAACAAACCAAAGCCAGAGACGAAUUCAAACUCUUAUCAUGUGAUGAAUAUCAAAAUAUUUUAACAGAGUUCGAUCCACAAAACGUCAAAUUCAAACCACCAGUGCAAGCUCCAACCUCACAUCCACUCCAAGAAAAAUUAGAAAGACUCAGCGAAAAGAAGAAUAAUCCAGAAUUUAACAAGAAGAAGAAGCAAAAACUCCAAGAAAAGCAAAUCUACGUUUCUCCAUCACUUCUUCACAUGAGAUCAACUUUUGCCCUUGAUUGUCUCUCUAAAUCAUCGACAUUACGUUUGUAA